This is a messenger RNA of Ornithorhynchus anatinus (platypus), 1050 nucleotides long. Its product is annotated as mucin-5AC-like. Gene Ontology annotation, cellular component: extracellular matrix. The record is from RefSeq and is a predicted model, not a curated record. Lineage: Eukaryota; Metazoa; Chordata; Mammalia; Monotremata; Ornithorhynchidae. The transcript has 7 exons. Bases 1 to 846 code for a protein of 281 amino acids.
AUGGCUCCCUGGUGGGAGCUGGGGGAAGCGCCGCCGGGGCUGGAUCCAGUGGCUCCCCCUGCUCCCGGAGCGGGGUGUCCCCGGGGGCACCUGCGAGGCUGCAGCUGCCGACCAGGACGGGCACCCGCUCCCCAGAACCACGUGUCCGGUGUCGGCCCAUCUCCUGCGACACCUCCUGCCCGGAGGGCUUCGAGUACCGAGCCAGGAGCGGCACUGCUGCGGCUCGUGCCACAGCUGGCAUGCUCCGUGAAGGCGCAGAACGGCUCCCUCCACCUGCUCCAGCCGGGGGACAUCUGGUCCGACCCUGGAAAUGGCUGCAUCAAAUAUCACUGUGAGAAGGUGCACGACCAGCUGAUUCUGGUGACCGAGAAGAUGGCGUGCCCGAACUUUGACCCCAACACCUGCCCCCUCGAGAGCGUGACCACGACCGAAGACGGCUGCUGUCGGAUCUGUUCGCCCCAGGGACAGGAGCGAUGCGCCGUCCAGAAACUGACCCUACCGGUCACCCAGCACGGAUGCCGAACGGCCGCACCUGUGGACUUCACCUUCUGCAAGGGCAACUGCAAGGAUACGGCCUCCAUAUACUCCCUGGAUGCCCUCGCCCUCCUGAGGCAGUGCAUCUGCUGCCAAGAGCGGGAGACAGAGCAGCGGAGCGUCGUUCUUCACUGCCCCGACGGGUCCAGCCGGGACUACUCCUACAUCUAUGUCAGGGCCUGCGCCUGUGUCCAGGCCUCUUGCCGCGCACUUCCACCCGCAACCGCCCCGGCCCGAGCCCCACGUGCGGAGGUUGGCCAGUCAUCGGAGGAAGAGGAGGACGACGAGGAGGAGGACGAGGGCUUCCACUGACGCCGGGCCCCGAAGCUCAAAGGCGUCUCCCUGUUUCUUUCCUGGACCCCCAGGACAUCUCUCUGUGCUCCCCCAGCUUCUUUUCCACUUCCUUCAGCGUCUUCUGACAAAAUGCUAUUGAGGGUCACGCAGCCCGGAUCAGAAUUCGUUCAUUCAUUCAUUCCUUCAAUUGUAUUUGAGUGCUUACUGGGUGCAAAGCACUGU